Molecule: messenger RNA, 456 nt
Organism: Rotaria sp. Silwood1
Lineage: Eukaryota; Metazoa; Rotifera; Eurotatoria; Philodinida; Philodinidae
Source: the annotation of a GenBank genome assembly
AUGCAUUCAACUGUUAUAGAUAUUAAUAUGAAUGUUUCUAUGAAUUCAACAUCAAAAAAUGAAUAUUUAUCAACAAUAAUUUCAAAAAAUUAUUAUCAUAAUAAACAAGAAUAUAUUUAUGAUGAUUUAUAUAAUAAACAAAGUAAUGAUUCUUAUGUAAAUAAUAAUUUAAAACAUAGAAAAAUUUAUACACUUCAACAAAUAUUUGAUAAUGUUGAAACAAUUCAAAAACAAUAUGAACAAAUUAUAGAAACUUCAAUAAGAUCUUCAUGUUUUUUAUCAUUUAAACAAAUGAUAAAAAAUUUAAAUUUUUUACAAAAUAAAACAAAUGAACAAAUACAAAAAUCAAAACAAAUAGAAAAUAAAUCACCAUUUAUAUUUGGUGGUGAAACACUUCAAUGGUUUGUUUUACCUCAAUAUAUUGAUCAUAUUUAUGAAAAUGAUCUUAUUCAUUAA